GCGCCGUGGGGAGGAGUGCGGAGACAGCCCGCGGCACCGGGCCGGGCGGCAUCGCCCACCCGCUGCCGUCAGAUUCCCGCCUAACUCCCGCCGCCCCGCUGGGCUCGGCCGUUGUGUCCGUAACGGCCGCGUCCCGGGCAGAGCUCCCCGGUCCCGGCAAUGCAGCGGACGGAGCCUGGCGUCGGCCGCAAGAGAGCUGUGGACGCCACGUAUGGAUGGGAUCAUUCAGUGCACAAAAGGAAGCGGCUUCCUCCAGUGAAGCGGUCCCUGGUGUAUUACCUAAAAGGCAGGGAGGUCUGGAUGCAGAAUGAGUCCAGCUACCACCGCCUGUUGCAUGGAUAUGCAGCCCAGCAGCUUCCCAGCCUCCUGAAGGAGAGGGAGUUUCAUCUCGGAACCCUCAAUAAAGUGUUUGCCUCCCAGUGGCUGAACCACCGGCAAGUGGUGUGCGGGACAAAAUGCAACACAUUAUUUGUGGUAGAUGUCCAGACUGGUCAAAUCACCAAGAUUCCUAUUCUGAAAGACCGUGAGCCUGGCAUGGUGAACCAACAGGGCUGUGGGAUUCAUGCCAUUGAGCUCAACCCCUCAAGAACCCUUCUGGCUACAGGUGGAGACAACCCCAACAGUCUUGCAAUUUAUCGUCUGCCUACACUUGAUCCUGUCUGUGUGGGAGAUGACGGACAUAAGGACUGGAUAUUUUCAAUUGCAUGGAUCAGUGAUACUAUGGCUGUUUCUGGUAAAUUCAUUUUUUUCUAUCAAUAUUUUAUUAUACUGGUGUACUGCAUUAGUACAAGCCUUAAGGAAAUGCCUUUAUCAGUGCACGAGAGCACUUCUAACAGUGGCGAUUGUCUGGCAGUAUUCUUGUUCCAAGUGCUUCUGUUUGAUUUCCAGCAAUUGCAGCGGGAGGACGAAGGAGCUCAUUGCUGUACUCACUGUUGUUAAAUUUAGCAUUGAUUU
Molecule: messenger RNA, 954 nt
Organism: Meleagris gallopavo (turkey)
Lineage: Eukaryota; Metazoa; Chordata; Aves; Galliformes; Phasianidae
Source: RefSeq, a predicted model, not a curated record